GGCCAAACUCGCCUGUACAGGCCAGGAUCGUCCGACAGUAUGACGACAGAUUUAUACCGUCCAGAGACUUGGGCGAUAUGCGGACCGCGUAUAACCUGCUCGAAGAAACACCUACGACGCCAUCGAAGAAUAGAAUAAUACCUUCGGAGUCGGAUGCAGCAAAGGAGCAAGCGAACUCUCUAUUCAAUCAAGUCCUGCACAACGAAGUCACCCCAGCCACAACCGUUGCACCCACAUCCCCGACCCGCGUUCGUUUUCAACCAGCUGGCGCAGCUCCAACCACACCAAGUAAAGGUCGUAUCUUCAACUACUUCUCCACACCCGGGUCCGAGCCCUCGACACCUGGCAGACGUCUCGACAGCACCGCGGACCAGGCCUAUGCGCUGAGUCCUGUGCGGCCCGAUAGUCAAGCCAUCCUUAACAGCCCAAGAAAACAGCUUCGGACGGUGCCGAAGACGCCGUAUCGUGUUCUGGACGCGCCGGAGCUCGCAGACGAUUUCUACCUCAAUCUCGUGGACUGGUCGAGCACGAAUGUCCUUGGAGUAGGCCUCGGGAGCUGUGUGUAUCUAUGGACUGCACAUACAGCCGCGGUGUCGAAGCUAUGCGAUCUGGCGGCGAGGAACGAUACUAUAAGCUCAGUUUCCUGGGUACAACGGGGCUCAACGCUCGCUGUCGGAACCCUCUCAGGGCGCCUACACAUUUACGAUGCGAACAAACUACAACUUCUACGGACGUACCAGAAUGCGCACACCCAACGCAUUGGCGCGCUCGCCUGGAACGACUGGAUCCUCACCUCCGGAUCGCGCGACCGCUACAUCCAUCACCGCGACGUCCGUGAGAAGAAGCAAGAGCCGUUUAAGCGGUUCCAAGGACACAAGCAAGAAGUAUGCGGGCUCAAGUGGAGCUCGGAUGGGGGCACAGAGUCCGCCUAUCUAGCUAGUGGCGGCAACGACAAUAAGGUGUGCAUAUGGGAUGUGCGCGGGUCCAAGCGGCCCGGGCAUGGGCGUCAUUCGAGCAGGACGUCGUUGGCGGGGAACGACGAAGGUUCGUCGACGCAGGAUGUGCCGCUGUGGAAGUUCCACGAGCAUACCGCGGCUGUAAAGGCGCUCGCAUGGGAUCCGCACCAAGCGAAUACGCUUGCGACGGGUGGCGGCACCCAAGACAAACACAUCCGAUUCUGGAAUACUUCCACAGGAUCCAUGAUCGAGGCGCUCGACACGGGUAGCCAGGUGUGCAACUUGCUGUGGUCGCUCAACUCGCACGAGCUUGUGUCGACGCACGGUUUCUCGUCUGCGGCGGCGCAAAACCAGAUCUGUCUGUGGAAGUACCCGCAGAUGGACCAGGUCGCGUCGCUGAGUGGGCACACCCACCGGGUGCUCUACCUCGCGAUGAGUCCCGACGGCGAGACGAUCGUCACCGGCGCGGGCGACGAGACGCUUCGCUUCUGGAACGCCUUCCCCAAGAAGUCGAAGACGGAUCAGUCGAAGGACAGUAAGCUCGACUUUUCCAAGCAGAUGCGGUGAAGUAUUAUCGCCGCCACAGCACGUCGCAUAUCGCAGAUUCUCCGAUGCUUCUUUUCUUCCAUAUCCAACCCCAUGGUAGCCUUCAAAUCCCGGUUGCUGUCGAAUCCCAGCAAGUCGUACCGAUGUCGUUCGUUCUGGCUGCACUGUUAUCCGUCUCGAUGUCGUCACGUCUGCCUUGAUGUCCCCGGGUCCACUGUCUAUUUGUCAAGCUCGGACUUCAGCACUAUUAAACCACACAUACACGCACGAUCAACCUCCUAGCAUUAUUGCCUAAGAAUGUAUCCUUCCCCUUCCUUUCCGUUUCAUCCCCACUCGUAUUGCUGCAGCUACACUCAGCUUCGUUUUAUUGUCCAUGCUUCUUCCGCUGUUUGUUUUGUACUAUGGGUCCCUAUUAUUGUUACAUGUUGCUUUUACGGUUCAUGUCAAGUAUAUGCUUAUUGCCAUCGGAAAUGUAUAUCACCUUGUUAUGCCUUAG
Gloeophyllum trabeum ATCC 11539 is the source of this 1998-nucleotide messenger RNA. RefSeq names its product WD40 repeat-like protein. The record is from RefSeq and is a predicted model, not a curated record. Gene Ontology annotation, biological process: anaphase-promoting complex-dependent catabolic process; positive regulation of ubiquitin protein ligase activity; positive regulation of anaphase-promoting complex-dependent catabolic process. The transcript is spliced from 4 exons. Bases 78 to 1523 code for a protein of 481 amino acids. Gene Ontology annotation, cellular component: anaphase-promoting complex. Gene Ontology annotation, molecular function: protein binding; ubiquitin ligase activator activity; anaphase-promoting complex binding. Lineage: Eukaryota; Fungi; Basidiomycota; Agaricomycetes; Gloeophyllales; Gloeophyllaceae.